Molecule: messenger RNA, 3802 nt
Organism: Girardinichthys multiradiatus
Lineage: Eukaryota; Metazoa; Chordata; Actinopteri; Cyprinodontiformes; Goodeidae
Gene: c18h19orf47
Product: chromosome 18 C19orf47 homolog
Exons: 8
Coding region: 46-1239 (397 amino acids)
Cellular component (GO): nucleus
Source: RefSeq, a predicted model, not a curated record
CGUUCGCGUUAUUGUACCGGAAACUGCGUCAUCCUCGUUUUAAACAUGGCGACUGUGACAACAGCCACCUCAGAGUGGAUUCAGUUUUUUAAGGAUGCCGGGAUUCCAGCCGGCCUCGCUGUCACCUAUGCAGUUUCCUUUGUGGACCACAGGAUUCAGAAGAACAUGCUGAUGGACCUCAGUAAAGAUAUCAUGAUGGACCUCGGCAUUACAGUCAUUGGAGACAUCAUUGCCAUUCUUAAACACGCCAAACAGGUGUACAGGCAGGACAUGUGUAAAAUGGCAACUGAGGCCAUCUCCUCUGGACAGACAAGUGUCCAAGCUGAGCUCAGAAGAACCGCCAACACUCCUGCUACUCGAAUGAUUGCCAACGCUUUGAGCCACGACUCCCCUCCUGCCACUCCAGCCCGUCGACCCGUUGACAACCGGCUCUCUGUCACAGUGUCCAACUCCCAGGCGACCAAGAACAACAAAGCAGUGGUAAGCCAGCCGGCCGAUGAGGGGAAGCCUUCCGCAAAGCGCCGACGUGUCACAGCUGAGAUGGAAGGCAAGUACAUCAUCAACAUGCCAAAGGGCACCACGCCUCGUACACGUCGAAUCCUGGCCCAGCAGGCCAAGAAAGGUUUGAAGCGUACCUCAGUCUUUGAAAGACUUGGAGCUGAAUCGAUGGCAGAUACAACAACCAGCAACAGCAAACCCACUGGGGUGUUUAGUCGCCUUGACGGGGGAGAUGAAAGCGAAGAGAUACCGAAUCAAGCAAAUACAGAUGCAAACACGGAUGAAGAUGAUGAGGACAGCGACGAAGAGGGCUCUGUCCUGCAGUAUGCAGGUGUCCUCAAGAGACGCAAUACCUUAAAGAAGAAAGCAUCAGCCUCAAAGACACCCCCUACCACCCUGCGUCGCCUGGGUGGCAAAUUCAAGCCUCCUCCGUCUGAUACUCCCACAUCCUCCUCUACCUCAUGCCCAAAUGGUCUCCCACCUGCCAAAAUUAGCGUUCUUCAGAGACUGGGCCGGCCCCCUGCCACCAGCACAGCUGUGACACCAACAUGCGCUGACACUCAGGACAACAGAGUGACAAGCACCAGAUCCAGAGCGCUGGAGAAAUCAACUAUAGCCAGUUCAAAGGUCAGCAGCAGCAGCAACAACUCCGGGGUCGGGGUAGGAGGAGAGUCCGUGGGGGCCAAGAUGGACGUCAAGGCUGUCAGUGUUUUCAAAAGACUGGGCAGCAAGAAACCCUAACAUCUUGAUUCAGACUCCUACUCGACGUAUAAGAUAGUUUUCAGUCAUCCUUUGUUUCCUCCAUGCAGGAGAGCAAGUUGGUGUUGUUAUUAUUAUUAUUAAGUUAAUUUUUUUUUUUUUUUUUUACUUGUUUCACGCUGCCAUUGACAUGUCACUUUUAUGUAGUCUUGGGAUUUUUAUUUAAAAGCUUUAGUGAUGCUGUGUUGUAUGUUGCUCAGCCUGUAGGUUUUGUAUCGUGUCAUUUCAGCCAGUUUCUGUAUUGUAGAAGUUAAGGUAAGAACAUGAGCUCAAGUGUAGUUCUAAUUUUCCCUGAUUACUCCACAUACAGGUGCAUUGCAAUGAGUUAGAAUAGCAUCAGGAAUUCACUUCAAACAGAGAAGCUCAGGUUUAGAUUAUUUCCACAAACGCAGUGAUCAAUUUCACUCCUUUUUUUCUGUUCAUUUAGAUGGUUGUAAUUUACAGCUAAUGAAAAUCCAAACUUCAGUUUCUACAAAAAAUGUGAAAAUUGAUUAAAUGAGACCAAUUAAAAAUAUUUUUAUUGCAGAAACGGUGGCCUACUGAAAAGAAAGCCCAUGUACUGUGCACUAUCUUCACUCAAUACUUGGUUGGUCUCCUUUUGCAUGAAUUACUGCAUCAAUGCGGCGUGUCAUGGAGGCAGUCAGCCUGCAGCACUGUUGAGGUGUGAUGACGGCCCAGGUUGCUAUUAUAGCAUCCUACAACUUGUCUGCAAUGUUGGUGUCUCUCAUCUUCCUCUUGGUAAUACCUCAUCACUUCCCUAAUGGGGUUUAUUUGUAAGUCAGACCGGUCUGCUGACUCAGUAACACCAUGGUCAUUCAACCAGAUUUUGGUACCUUCACAGUGUGGGCAGGUGCCAAGUCCUGCUGGAAAAUGAAAUUGGCAUCUGCAUAAAGCUUGUCAGCAGAAGGAAGCAUGAAGUGCUGAAUUACUGUCCUGAUAGAUGGCUGUUCUGGACACAGUGGACCAGCACCAAUGGAUGCAAUGGCUCCAUAAAUAUCACUGACUGUGGAAACUUCACACUGAACUUAAAGUAACUUCUGUCAUCCCCUGAGAUAUUUCAAUUUAAUUUUAAAAGGACUUUGGACCACACAGCUGCAAUCCAGUUCCCUUUCUCCUUAGCCCAGCCAAGAUGCUUCUGACGUCUUUGAAUCAUAACUUAACACAAGGACCGCGACAGUAGCAACGCAUUCCCUGGAUAACUUCUGUGUGUGUUGACUCUUGAAGCUCAGACUCAAGCUGCAGUUCACACCUUGCAAAUCUCCACCAAACUCAUGGAUGGACUUUUCUCCACUAUCCUUUUGCAGGUACUGCAGGUAUUCCUGUUGUUUGUGCACCUUUGUCUACCACACUUUUUCCUUCCACUAAACUACCCAUUAAUAUGCUUGAAUACGGCACUUUGAACUGCCAUUUUCUUUAGCGAUGUCCUUUCGUAGCUUUCCUUCCUUGUAGAUGCUGCCACUGACUGUCUGCUGGAUGACUGUCCAGAGAGGAGUCUUUUUCCAUUACUGUGUAGGCCAUAACAUGUCUGCAUUAAAAAUACUUUUUAAAAUUAAAGCUAUGUAAUAUUCUCAUUUUCUUUAUAAACUGAAUUUUCUGCUUCAAUUAGCUGAGAUUCAUAAUAAAUGCUUAAAAUAUACAACUUUAGUGGUAAUGGAUAAAAAAAAAAAAAAAGGCUUCACCUUUUGAAUUGAAUUCAUAAAAUAAAUCAACUAUUCAGUGAUAUUCUGGUUAUUAGAAAUGCACCUGUAUAAGGACUCUGCUGUCUAUACUUUAUACAUCCAUAUGAUCAUUUUGUAGACUUUCCCUUAAUGUUGAAUAUUUCCUAACAAAAACUUGUCCGUUAUCUGGAUAAGUUUAGAUUACAAGUCAGCCGUUGGACACAGCACACAUGCUGAUAUGAUUGGUGAAUAGAAUCAUGUAGUCUUCACCUGAAAAUACCUCCUGUAUCAUGUUUAUCGUCAAAAGCUUCUGAGCCUCGGAAAUAUUCUUAAGCAGAAACAAAAUAGGUAAAAAAAAAAAAUCAUAGGUGGUUCAGUCCUGAGGCUAGAAAAGCAACAUACCUCUGCUUCAGUGCUUUGUCACAUGGUAGUAGCACCUUUUACCCUUUUGACCACAAAGAGAGCGUUUUCUAGAGCCUACUUGAAGCCAGAUUUGUAGAACACCUGGUCUGCUUUUUAUAUUUCUAUUUGGACCUCUAGUGUAGAACUUCAGAGGUGCCAUCAGCUCACUGUAGAUAAUUCACCUGAAUCCACUUGGAGAUCAUUCAAACCUCAAGUUGGUUGCACUAUAAAUAUUUUAAAAUGUUUAAAGAAAAACAAAGAGUGACAACAUCAGCAUUGAUGUUUUUUUUUAAAUAUAAAAUAUUGAGGAAAAAUGUGGAUUUGAACCAAGUGUGCUUGAAAUAUAAUAGAAAUGUUAUAUUUAAUGUCUGUGUCUACACCUGUAGAGCACCUCAUUUAUCAGUAAACCUUUUCAACCUCCUCUCUGCACACAGUGAUGUUAAAUGGGUGGAAACAUAACUUCAAUAAAAGAUUGCUGCCACCUA